Plasmodium adleri (nom. inval.) is the source of this 1620-nucleotide messenger RNA. Its product is annotated as octaprenyl pyrophosphate synthase. NCBI's taxonomy places the organism in Eukaryota, Apicomplexa, Aconoidasida, Haemosporida, Plasmodiidae. Gene Ontology annotation, molecular function: prenyltransferase activity. Gene Ontology annotation, cellular component: transferase complex. The transcript has a single exon. The coding region runs from base 1 to 1620 and encodes 539 amino acids. The record is from RefSeq and is a predicted model, not a curated record. Gene Ontology annotation, biological process: ubiquinone biosynthetic process; isoprenoid biosynthetic process.
AUGGUUCACCUAAGUAAAAGGAAUAAUAUUAAAAGCUUCUUAAAUUAUUGCAAAGUUAAAUAUUUGAAUCCUCUACUAAUUAAUAAAAAUGAAGACAUAGUAAAAGAAACGAACAUUUUAAAAAAUAACAACUUGUAUAAUAGAAAGGAAUCAAAUAUCUUUAUAGAAAUAUUAAAAUCAUCGUUUAUAAAAUUUAAAGGGCAAAAGAUAAACGAAGAAAUAAAUAAACAUAAUAAUAUUAUUAAUAAUAGCAUUCUCAAUAAUAAUCAUAAUAUUUAUCAUGAUACAAACAAAAAAAAAACACAACAAUAUGAAGAAAAACAUAAUGUAUUUCAUACAGAAAAUAUGUAUAAAGACGUUUUAUUAUGUAUGGAUGUUUUACAAUAUGAAGAGGAUAAAGUAAAUAGUGAAUUAAAUUUAUUACAUUCUUAUUUUAAUAAAGAAAGAACAAAUAUUGAUCCUUAUACCUUAUGUGAAAGUAAAAUAAAAAAUAUUGAUGAAUAUAUAUUUAAUAUUAUUAAAACUAAUUAUAAAAACAUUGAUGAAUUUAUUACAUAUAUUUAUUUAUAUAAAGGAAAAAGAUUUAGGGUUAUCUUAAGUAUCUUAUUAAAAAAUAUAUUACACCAUAUAGAUAAUGUUUCAAAAUUUAAAACAAAUUUUAAAAAUAGAAAUAUACAAAGAAACGUUUCCAAAUCAAAUAAAUUCUCGUCCAAUUUUUUAUCAAAUAAAUUAAAACUAUACAACUUGAAAAUAACCCAAAAAAAUAAAAAUAUAUGUGAAAAAACUGUUUUAGAUAAUCAAUGUAAAAUUAUAGCUGCUUCAGAAAUCAUACAUAUGGGUUCUCUUUUACAUGAUGAUGUUAUAGAUGAAUCAAAUAAAAGAAGAGGUGUCAUAGCAUUACAUAAAAAAUUUGGAAAUAAAAUUUCAAUAUUAUCAGGUGACUAUCUAUUAGCACGUGCUAGUUCUAUUUUUGCUGGUACAGGUUCACCAAAAAUUUGUAGACGUUUUUCUUAUGUUGUCGAAAGUUUAAUAAAAGGAGAAUUCUUACAAAGAAAUCUAAAAUUUAAUAAUGUUGAAGAAGCACUCAAAAUGUAUUUAAUUAAAUCAUAUCAUAAAACGGCUUCUCUUUUUUCUCAUUUAUUUGCAUGUAUAGCUAUUCUAUCAUUUAAAAAUGAUACUAUUAUACAAUUAUGUUUUAAUUUAGGAUUACACAUAGGUAUGGCUUAUCAAUUAUAUGAUGAUUAUUUAGAUUAUAAAAUUGAUCAUAACACAAACAAACCUAUAUUAAAUGAUUUAAAAAAUAAUAUUAAAACAGCUCCAUUAUUAUUUUCCUAUAAUUAUAACCCUCAAGUUAUUUUACCCCUAAUUAAUAAAAAUUCAUAUACAAGUAAUGAUAUAGAAAAUAUUUUAUAUUAUAUACACCAUUCUAAUAGUAUGAAAAAAAAUGAAUUGUGUUCUUUAUUACAUAUAAAAAAGGCAUCUGAAAUUUUAUACUCCUUAAUAUCUCAUUGUAAUAAAACAACUACAAAUAAAAACAAUACCAAAAACGAUGAUAUAAAACAAAGUAGUGAGGCAUUAAUUAAUUUAAUCCUAAACGUUUUAUCAAGAAACGUCAAAUGA